Molecule: messenger RNA, 1229 nt
Organism: Myotis brandtii (Brandt's bat)
Lineage: Eukaryota; Metazoa; Chordata; Mammalia; Chiroptera; Vespertilionidae
Gene: CBY1
Product: chibby homolog 1 (Drosophila)
Exons: 6
Coding region: 263-646 (127 amino acids)
Biological process (GO): negative regulation of Wnt signaling pathway
Cellular component (GO): nucleus
Source: RefSeq, a predicted model, not a curated record
GAAAAAAAGAAAGAAAUCCAGCAUUGGGCCCAGCCAUAGUGGACCCGCAGGAAGCAAUACAGUUAAAGCCAUGCCAGGGCCUUCCACGGGGUUUUGGAUGACGUGGUAGCACAGCUUAAAACGCCCUCAGCAUCUUGGUCCCCACUGCUGUCCGUCCACCACCAGCUGCAAGCGUUCUGGACAGUGACAUAAAAUCACGGACCCGGCUGUCUGUACCCGACUUGUGCUGACGGAGCGCUGACGGUGCCUCGUCAGGCCGAAGAUGCCUCUCUUUGGGAAUACGUUCAGUCCGAAGAAGACGCCCCCUCGGAAGUCUGCCUCUCUCUCCAACCUGCAUAACCUGGAUCGGUCCACCCGCGAAGUGGAGCUGGGCCUCGACUACGGAACCCCCACAAUGAACCUGGCGGGACAAAGCCUGAAGUUUGAAAAUGGCCAUUGGGUAGCAGAGACCGGGAUCAGUGGAGGUGUGGACCAGAGGGAGGCUCAGCGCCUCCGGAAGCGGAACCAGCAGUUGGAGGAAGAGAACAACCUCUUGCAGGUGAAGGUGGAGGUCCUGCUUGACAUGUUCUCUGAGACCACUGCCGAGUUCCAAAUAAUGAAGAGGGAACUGGAAGAGCUGAAGAGUGUCAACCGGAGAAGGAAAUGAAGACCUCGAGAAGAGGGAGAACUGAUCUGAGGAGUGGAAUAUAGCGGAGGUUCUUAAGCUGAAUUGGUAGAUUAGGCCCUUGGUGAGAGGACCCCAAAUGGGGCCAAAGGCACUGGCACCCUUGAGCUGGCAAUGGAAAGGUGAUGACAUCCUGGAGGCAAGCAGGGUUCCAGGCCAGGGCAGCACAUAGCAAUGUCCUCUGGCUGCCCAGCUCAGCGAGGCCAGGCUGUGAACGAGGCCUCUGAGGUCUGGAGCGAUGCUAAGACUCUGGGUGCUCUCCAGGCACUUAACAUAUAAAUGCACUUGUCCCAGCUUCACUCUCAUUGGACGGACUCUCUUGGGAGAAGCAGCGGGAGUUAUCAGAGCAUCCCCCACAGUGGUGUUCGGGGCGUGGCCCCAGUUCUAAAGAGGCUGACCUCCGCCCUUCAGGCCCCCUCUGUGUGCUUUAAAGAGUGUUUGUUCCCCAAAUCCACCUCCUCUGGCUUCAGUUUCUCGGCAGCAUCACCAGUCUUCUAUGCAACACUAUAUUUUUUGCUACUUCCUUGUUUAUACUACUUUUCCCCCUUUUUUUCAAUAAAGAUUU